AUGGAGGAUUUUCUCAAUGCCUCCACCUAUUGUCAGCGUCUAAAGAGCCUUGCGGAUCAACUGAAAAACGUCGGGGCUCCCGUGACGAAUAGCCGCCUUGUCCUUCAACUGGUUUCGGGUCUCACUGAAGCAUACAAAGGGGUUGGGACACAAAUUCGCCAUGCUAAGCCUCUCCCCCCAUUCACAGAGGCUCAGUCUUCCCUUGUUUUGGAAGAACGUGAACUUACAGCCAUGGUGUCUCACAAGUCUGGUUCGGCUAUGGUAGCCGCGGUCGACGACGCUGCACUUCAAUUUGAAAACACAGGCUCACACCGAGGGAAAAACAAAAAUUCCCACCACCACAAUUCUGGGAAUGGCCGUAAAGGGGGUUCUGGCCGCGGCUCAGGCGGCGGUAAAAACAACUCCGGCGGACGUGGUGGUUCAGGCCGUAGCAGCGGUGGUGCACAGCCAGCGGGCUCCUCUUCGCAGCAGUGGCAUGCCGGACAACUUGGUCACUGGCAGUGGGUACCGCAGACUCAAUGGGUUGCUGCUCCUCCCCCAUGUUCUUACCCAACCACUUCUUGGGCUCGUCCCCCAACUGGACCAACAAGGCAGUAA
Messenger RNA from Lycium barbarum (goji berry), 597 nucleotides. RefSeq lists its product as uncharacterized. Bases 1 to 597 code for a protein of 198 amino acids. NCBI's taxonomy places the organism in Eukaryota, Viridiplantae, Streptophyta, Magnoliopsida, Solanales, Solanaceae. The transcript has a single exon. The record is from RefSeq and is a predicted model, not a curated record.